Leptonychotes weddellii (Weddell seal) is the source of this 3551-nucleotide messenger RNA. RefSeq names its product somatostatin receptor 3 (gene SSTR3). The record is from RefSeq and is a predicted model, not a curated record. Gene Ontology annotation, biological process: neuropeptide signaling pathway. NCBI's taxonomy places the organism in Eukaryota, Metazoa, Chordata, Mammalia, Carnivora, Phocidae. Gene Ontology annotation, cellular component: plasma membrane; neuron projection. Gene Ontology annotation, molecular function: somatostatin receptor activity; neuropeptide binding.
UCCAUCCCUGCCUCUCUCCACAUCUCCCUCUCGCCCCUUCUCUCCUCUCUGCUCCUGCUUCUCUUCUCCCUGCCACGCAUUUCUUAUCACUCCCCCUCAUUCUGGCUUUCCACCCACUCACUGUCUUCUCUCUCUCUCUCCACCUCCGACUGAUCCCCCCUUUCCCCUCUAUUUCUAUUGGCUUCCGACAGUCCCUGCUCCCCUUUUCUUUUCCUUGGGAGGUUCUCUGUCCACCCCCACCCGGAGCUCCUGCCCACAGACCCCCCUCUGUGCCUCUAACCGCCCCCCCCAGGAUGUGUCCUGGAGAUGGGGGGGGGUGACGCACCAGGCACCCGUGGGAAGUCAGGGCCGGACACCAGAUGGGAGAGGCUCUGUGGGCAGCCGUGGCCGCCGCAGGCCUAGGAAGGGGCUCGGGCCGUAAGCUGUCUAGAAGUGGGCAGUGUGUGGGGACCCCAGCUAAGGGUGCUCUGGGCACUUGGGGCCUGGGCAGGGAGAGGGGGCAGCAGAAUGGUAACCAGCCUGGCGGCAAGCAGGGGAGCCCUCACCCCAUGGGCAGGCCAAUAGCUGACCGCUGACCACCCUCCCCACGGCCAUGGACGCCCCUGGCUAUCCUGCAUUGGCGCCCACAACCUUGGAACCUGGGAACACCUCCUCGGCCUGGCUCCUGAAUGCCACCCUGGCAAAUGUGUCGGCAGCCCCCAGUGUGGCAGGGCUGGCCAUCAGCGGUGUUCUGAUCCCACUGGUCUACCUGGUGGUGUGCGUGGUGGGCCUGCUGGGCAACUCCCUGGUCAUCUACGUGGUCCUGAGGCAUACGGCCAGCCCUUCGGUCACCAAUGUCUACAUCCUCAACCUGGCCCUGGCCGAUGAGCUCUUCAUGCUGGGGCUGCCCUUCCUGGCUGCCCAGAACGCCCUGUCCUACUGGCCCUUCGGCUCCCUCAUGUGCCGCCUGGUCAUGGCCGUGGACGGCAUCAACCAGUUCACCAGCAUCUUCUGCCUCACCGUCAUGAGUGUGGAUCGCUACCUGGCCGUGGUGCAUCCCACCCGCUCCGCCCGCUGGCGGACGGCGCCCGUGGCCCGCACGGUGAGCGUGGCCGUCUGGGUGGCCUCGGCGGUGGUGGUGCUGCCCGUGGUGGUCUUCUCAGGGGUGCCCCACGGCAUGAGCACCUGCCACAUGCAGUGGCCUGAGCCGGCGGCCGCCUGGCGCGCCGGCUUCAUCAUCUACACGGCCGCCCUAGGCUUCUUCGGGCCGCUGCUGGUCAUCUGCCUCUGCUACCUGCUCAUCGUGGUCAAGGUGCGCUCGGCCGGGCGGCGGGUGCGGGCGCCCUCGUGCCAGCGGCGGCGGCACUCGGAGCGCAGGGUCACGCGCAUGGUGGUGGCCGUGGUGGCGCUCUUCGUCCUCUGCUGGAUGCCCUUCUACGUGCUCAACAUCGUCAACGUGCUGUGCCCGCUGCCCGAGGAGCCCGCCUUCUUCGGCCUCUACUUCCUGGUGGUGGCGCUGCCCUACGCCAACAGCUGUGCCAACCCCAUCCUCUACGGCUUCCUCUCCUACCGCUUCAAGCAGGGUUUCCGCAGGGUCCUGCUGCGGCCCUCCCGCCGCGUGCGCAGCCAGGAGCCUUCUGCCGGGCCCCCCGGGAGGACAGUGGAGGGGGAGGAGGAGGAGCGGGGGGAGGACGGGGAGGAGGGGGCAGGGAAGCAGGGGGAGGGGCGGGAGAUGAAUGGCCGGGUCAGCCUCAUCACGCAGCCUGGCACCAGCAGGCAGGAGCGGCCGCCCAGCGGCAAGGCCGGCAAGGACAAGCAGUUCCUCCCGCAAGAGGCCUCGGCUGGGGACAAGCCGGGCACACUGCACGUCAGCUAUCUGUAGGGGCCUGCGGAGGGCCCGCGGGGCCCACGGACAGGACAGAGGCUGUGGGUGGGCCUAGGGCAUGGCCGUCCAUGGUGCCAGAGGCCCACGAUGGGAUGCUUGGAGGCCUGGGCUCUGAUCCCAUAGCUGCUGAGACUCGCUGGGUGACCUUGCCUAGGUCCCUUUCCUUCUCUGGGCCUUGUGUUCUCUUCUGUGACUCAGGGAUGGGAGUAGUCGGCCAGGAUAAGCUCUGCUGGAUGAGAAGUCCAGAGGGGCAUCGCCACUGGCUGGCCUUCCUGAGGGGGGCCCAGUUCAGGGGACAGGUGCAGACUGGCCUUCCCCCUCAAAGAAAGAGCAUCCUAGUGGACCAGCCUGAAUCUUGGCCCUCGGGGCGACUGACCAAAGUCUGGAUUUCCUGGGCUCAGAGUCAGGUUCGCAGGGAAGGGACUGGUGUAGAAGUAGAAGAAAGUCUUAGCCAGUGCAGGGACGGAUACAAACUGCUCAGGCCCCACCUCAGCUCUCCCCCACUUGCUGCAAGGCCUUGGCCGGCUCUUCCCCUCUCUGGGCCUCAGGCCUCACCUGCUGAACAACCCAAUAACCUCCAGGCCCUCUUGGCCCAGAUGGUCAAUGCUGGGACUCCUGUGUUCCUGGCCCUGAGAGGCCGUGGAUUUUCCAGGAAAGCCUCUCAGGCCAGCUUCAGGGUCCCUUACCACUUGGGCCCAUCCAAGGCCCCGUAUCUCAUUUUGUACUUGGAAUUUUAUAUUCAUUUUCAUAAAGAGGGUCUCCAAACUGCAUAAGUUUAGGCCACUCAAAGCCCCACUCAGCCCUUUUGAGGGCAGCUGACCAAUUCCCAAAGCAGCUCACAUUGUGUCCUGUGGCUGGGGAGGGGGGUGUCUCCGGGUGUCUGAGGGCUCCAGGGGCCCCCUUAUAGCAGCACCCAUCAGCGUUCCUCCCCUCCCAGAGACCCAGGCAGGGCCCAAGCCAGGCAGACUGGUGGGGAAAAGCAGUGUCUAAAUAGCAUGGUGAGGAGAAGGAGGAAGAGGAGGAGGGGGAGGAUGAAGAGGGAGGAGAAAAGAAGAGAGGAAGGAGGAGAAAGAGGGUGGAGGACAGAUCUGCCCCAUGACCACUCAGCCAUCCUCAGCCCCUCUGGGCUGAGCUCGGUGGCAGCAUUGCUGAAAGCAGGUUGUGGAUGCCUGGUCUGAUCAAUCUCAAGGGAAGGAUGCAGUCAAGAUGGGAUAGCAAAUGCUCUGGAAGGUACAGCGCAGGCUCCCUUGAGGGCCUGUCUGUGCUGGUAAGAGGGCCUGCGCCUUGACGGUGGCCUAGGGACAGAGCUGAGACUCAGGGCCCCGCGGGUCGGGGAUCAGGCCUCCCCAUUCUCUAUAUUCUCUGGGGCCACAGUGUGGGGCGGCCCAGGGAAGACAAGACAAGGGGGGCUGGCGAGGACAGGAGAGGCCGCCAUGCAAGGACUCUCUCCCAGAGAUAAGCCCUCAGAGCCAUGGUGAGAUUGGCCCUCGGGUGAGCGGCACCUCAAGCUAACUCCCUCCAUCCCCCACCCCGGCAGAGGGCAGGGGAGUCCUCAAGGAAAGCACGCGAACCGCAAGUUGGAAGACCUAGAUCUUCAACCCACCUCAGGAUCCUAGCCUGGACUUCUCUGGGGCUCAGUUUCCCCAUCAUAAAAUGGAGGCUGUCCCAGUCUGCCUACCUGCUCGGA